AUGGAGUACAUAGGAAGCAAUAUAACAUACAACAAAGACAUAUACAGUGAGUUUAAGUACUACUGUGAACAGCAUGAGAUUGAAGUAAUGAGUAAAGGAGACUUUGAAACGCUUAUGAAAGACAGUAAGGAGGUCGUUCAUGAGAACGGUGUUGAAAUAGUUCAUGAGAACAGUGAGGAGGUCAUACAUGAAUGCAAUGAUGAAAUAGUUCACGAUGUCGUUCGUGAAGAAGCCAUUGCAACAAAGAAUGAUAUAAAGGAUUUCAUAGAACUUAACAAGGAGGAGUUUAAAGAAGGCUAUGAAGUGAAAAGAUGUGAAGAAGAUUUCUUGGCGUAUUUGAAGAAAAAGAGACUAAAGCCAAUAGCUCAAAAUAAGUUUCAAUCGAUGUUUGAAAAGAAACGUUUGAGCUAUGGUGGUGUAAGAAGCACAUAUUACUUUGUUAAGAAGUGA
Molecule: messenger RNA, 450 nt
Organism: Trichomonas vaginalis G3
Lineage: Eukaryota; Parabasalia; Trichomonadida; Trichomonadidae
Exons: 1
Coding region: 1-450 (149 amino acids)
Source: RefSeq, a predicted model, not a curated record